Molecule: messenger RNA, 1224 nt
Organism: Trichomonas vaginalis G3
Lineage: Eukaryota; Parabasalia; Trichomonadida; Trichomonadidae
Product: Interferon-related developmental regulator (IFRD) family
Exons: 1
Coding region: 1-1224 (407 amino acids)
Source: RefSeq, a predicted model, not a curated record
AUGGCACCAAAGAGGAAAGGAAAGAAACAAAAUUACGAAGACCAUGAAGAAGAGGCAUAUGAAGAACCAAGAACAGAAUUAGAUAAUUGGAGGGUAAAUCUUCCAAAUCUUGUUGAGCGCCUUGCUGAAACUACAGAUAUGGAGAGAAUUAAUACAAUUCGUUCUAUCACAGACAUUCUCACCGCAAGAUCUGUUGGUGGAGAACUCAGAACAUAUGUCGAUGAUCUUAUGCUCAACCUUCAUGAUCCAAUUUUCUAUUCUGAAGAUAAAACAGAAUCUGUUGAAGCAUUAAUCUGCAUCUGCACAGUUUGCUUGCAUCUGUAUGGAUACUUCGAACCAGCUGCAAUGGCAUUUAUCAAUGAACUCAUUCCUACAUUCGACCAACUACAAGAGAUCAAUGAAAACCCAUUCAGAGCAUUCGCAAUCGGUUACAUUUGCAUUCUCACUGUUCGCAAUACAGAAUAUACAACAAAAGUUCUUGAUAAAUUAUUCAGUUUCUUCACAAACGACAAAUUGUACAAGAAUUUGAAUGACGAGUUGAUCGCCGAGUCCAUCACAGCUAUUAACCUUUUACUCCCAUGCUUCGCUACAUCAACUGUUACUGAUGUUUUUUAUGAAAAUAUCAAGAAGGUUUUAGACAAAGGAUUCGAUUCUGGUGAUGGUCCAACAGUCCUUGCCACCCUCGAUUUAUACGGAUUAACAUACGAAUACCUCUUCGAGCGUCAGUUUGUUAAUGAUAAAGGUGAAGAAUUAGACGAGCCAAAGCCAGAAGCCGAAGAAAUCCUUAAUGCUUACAUCAACGAUUACAGAAUUCCUCUCAGACAAGCAGCAUCUGGCAUUGAUAACAAAGAUAACCAGAAACUCGUUCGUGAGAAGACAAAACAAAUCCAAGGCUUAUUGGAUGGAGAAGACUACACUACAAAGAUCAGCGUAAACAUUCAGAUGGCUGAAGUUCCUGGCAUGAAAAAGAAUGUUUUCUUAAAUGCAACAAAACGCAUUGCCAGAUUCCACUUUGAACAGCUUCUUAUUGUCAACAGAGGUGUCCAGCACAUGCUUGGAGUAAGCUUCCUUGAUGCAAGCCAAGCACAGACAUUGAAGAUGAAUAUGAGAGAAGGAAUCAACGCCGAACGUGAAGAAAACGAAAAAAUCAGAUCUCUUGAGGUCCAAAAGAAGCGUAAACUUAAAGAAAAACGCCUCAAUACACCAGAAGAUGAACAAUAUUAA